UAAUCCGCAUCACAAAAGCUGUCAUGCCGCUCAUGCCGGGGUCUCCGCGCCCAGGCACUCCUGCACCCCAGGACGAGGACGACGGCGUGUACCGCUCCCUGUUCCAACAGCCGGUGGUGGAAAUACCCCCGGCCGCGCCAUCCUACGCCUGGUUUGAGUUCCUCCUGCAUCCAGAGGCGCUCCAGAAGCAUGUACGUGGAUCUCUGUCCUCCCGAAAAUGCCACCAAUUUAUCAUCACUCUGCUGCAUAGUUGUCCACUCUCCACCAGCAAAAGAAGCGCGACGUACAUAGCGCCACGUCUGCCAUCGAGUUAGUGCGCGAGUUCCUGGACCAAGCGCAGCUCGUGGCCGAUGAAGGCAACGUGCGCAACAAACGCUACAGUGCGCUCCUGCUGGUGGCGGCUCAGGUGGCGCUGCAGAUGCAGUUAUCACUAUCCGCUAUCGAGGCGGCACUACCCCUGCAUUUCCAGCGACUGCUACUCGACGGUAUCGUAGACUUCGCCGAACAACCGUCCAGCAGUCGCAGCGAGUUCACAAAGGACAUCACAAUUCAGCCCUACGAGGCGCAUGUGUUGCACAAUCGCUGGACUUUGCGCACACUUGUAAACCAGUCUCAGAACGGAUACUUGACCUGCAGUAUGCGAGGCGAGGGCGAGGAGAUCUCGUCCACGUACCAGAUGGCGCUGGGUGAUCUCAUGGCUAACCACCUACAGAUCGCGCAGAACAUUCAGACGAUUCUCAUGAAUGACGAGAAGCAAAAGCUCACUAUUCAGACGCAGUUGGAAACGUACUACGAUCUUGGUAUGUAUUUUUUCAGCUUCAACGGGUUCGAGAAGGCCUACAGCUGCUUCAGUCGAGCCUCUGAGCUUGCGGAGGACGCAGAGAAUGGCGAUGUGGAUAUGGAGGAAGCAAACUCUGCCAAGUUAUCUCCAGACAUUCGAGCGAACCUCGAAGGGUAUCUGGCUGCCUGUGAAGCAGUACUGGAGGUACAGUCAGUGAACGAGAGCCCCUCAGUCCUCAAGACACCGAAGAUACAGAUCGAGAUGGCCUGGGAAGGUCGAGAUUGGGACAAGGUGAUUGAACUUGUUGAGAAUGACAUCGUGGCCUCGGAUUUGACGCGACUGCCGCCAGGCUAUCGAGCGGCGUUGGAGCAGCAGGCGCUUCGACUAUUGCGGUCCAGCAGCGAUAACUCGAUAGAGGAUGAUCCGCAUAUUGCAGCGCAUACCAUUCGGUUUUUCUACAAACGUAUCGUGAUGGAGAAUGCUGUGAUGAAGCUUUUGUUUGAAGGUAAUGAGGAAGAGGCCACUUCUGUGGAGACCUGCGUCUGUGUGUGCAUCCGACUGCUUCAGGACGAGAUAUUCCACUCUGUAGCCCGAGUUACCGGCAAUGAUGGAGAGGCCAAGAAGCGUUUUGCAGUGUUUGUGCUGGCACUUAGUGGCUUUGCAUACUCAAACGGGCCUGACAGCAGUGCGAAGGCACGAGUCAAGAGGUUUGUUAUUCAAGUUCUCCGUCACUUUCCCUGCAUUGCGGACUUGGCUGGCGUGUCGGAGAUUUUGAGACGGUGUGGUGAUCUCCAUGUUACGGAAGAUAUUGCAUCAGUGCCUUUUGCAGAAAGUUUGGACAGCUUGGUGAUAGUAGAGGGCCAUCUUCGUAGUGCGGUGGCCAAGCAAAGGGGACACUUUCGCUUGAUGGCAGACGUGGGGGGCAUAUUUGCGUUCUCUGGUGCGAAAGUGAAAGAGGCCUUUAUUGCUGCUCUUCAGAUCGAACUGGCUGACGUGACUAACAGUGCGCAAGGAGACGGUAACAUCAGCGCGCUUUCGCAGAAUCUGGUCACGUUUUGUGCGGCUAACAAUUGCUGGGAAAUUCUAUCUCAAUGCAAGGCAGUGGUACCAGCUUCAUCCCAGUUGCACUGCGAGCUGGAAUUUGUGAUAGCGUGCGGUGCGCUGACACAAUACUUGUCAUCAUUAGCAACGUCUCCACUGUCAGCCGGCGUACCGAGUGCCAAGGCUGGUAGCGAUGCAUUCUCUGUAGCAAGUGCCGAGAAUGCCGAGUUCUCCAUUAUGACGAGUAACAAGCUCAUGGGUGAUAUCUUGCUCAAGUGGCGUGAAUCGGUGAACGGAAUUCGUGCAAGUCUUGCGGAUGGUGCAGACAACGUGAAACAAAUUGAGGAGAGGUCAAAGCAGAUGCUUCUGGGUCUUCCUCUAUGGCUUGUGGAGACGCUGGUGUGUGUUUCUGCUGGUCUGCUACACCGUGCAUACAUGCGCAAUGCCUGUGACUACCGUGUAUCAUUUGAUCUUACUCCGUACGGCGACCUGGCGUUUUUGGAAGCAUUUUCACCUGAUACAUCGUUUAUGCCGUCAGAACCUGGUGCUGCUGGUACUGAAAAGUCGGAUAUUCAGUUCGCAACAGUGCCGUUUGUGAAAAACUUUCAGGCAGAUUUGGUUGGCUUGCAUUUUCGAGCUCUCGAGAGCUUGGUGUGCCGUUGCGGUCGUGAGCCAAGGUGGCAUUGUGCCAAGGCAGACUUACUGCUGAAUCCGCUGUCAAAGCAACGACUUGCCUCGACUUCUGAUCCACUCGCUGCUCUCAAGGGGUAUUUGGUGGCAGCCUCAUUAGCGACCAAUUUCUUCUCCGACAUGGUGUCUGUGGUCGACAUCAUCGAUCAAAGUUCACUUGUUCGUUUGAGCCAAUGUCUCGUUAAAGUUGGAGCACACAUUGCAGCCGCUGUGCUUUAUCAGUGCUUUAUGCCUGAAGAGUUUAAGUACGGUCUCCGAAUCUUGCGCCUCGCUCCGGAGUCCCACGACGAGGCAUUCUUUCAGUAUUUUUGGGAGCUGCCAUUCCUUGAGCUACUGGUGGAUCUCCAUUCGAGCCCAAAAUACCUCAAUGAUAGGUAGGCGCAAAUUGCCAAUUCUUUUACGUUGCAGUGUCUGACUUGCUGUGUGUUAUAUGCUCUUCAGACAUGUGACGCUGCUCACCAACCUGAUCCAGUCUCCCGAAUUGAACAGUUCCAAUCCCUCUCCAGUCGUCAAGGACGCCGAACAACGCAUUCUUCGCUGCUACUUCCGGGACUUGUGCCGAAUUUACCUCAGCGACUAAGUGAAAUGCAACGUGUUCCUAUUGACUGUUGUGCGUUAUAGAUACGUUUUGAUGAAAGUGCUUGGUGGUAUAUUUACAAACAACAGCGUUUCAACAUAUCUUAAGAUCAA
This is a messenger RNA of Phytophthora nicotianae INRA-310, 3202 nucleotides long. RefSeq lists its product as hypothetical. The record is from RefSeq and is a predicted model, not a curated record. Gene Ontology annotation, cellular component: integrator complex. Bases 419 to 2890 code for a protein of 823 amino acids. Gene Ontology annotation, biological process: snRNA 3'-end processing. The transcript has 4 exons. Gene Ontology annotation, molecular function: protein binding. NCBI's taxonomy places the organism in Eukaryota, Oomycota, Peronosporomycetes, Peronosporales, Peronosporaceae.